Messenger RNA from Xiphias gladius (swordfish), 3003 nucleotides. It is a transcript of the gene ttc27, whose product is annotated as tetratricopeptide repeat domain 27. The coding region runs from base 192 to 2729 and encodes 845 amino acids. Gene Ontology annotation, molecular function: protein binding. The record is from RefSeq and is a predicted model, not a curated record. NCBI's taxonomy places the organism in Eukaryota, Metazoa, Chordata, Actinopteri, Istiophoriformes, Xiphiidae. The transcript has 20 exons.
UGCAAUGCACAUCUGUCAUGGCUGCUCACUGAUACCGCUUGCACCACAUGGGUGGAAAUAAACAUUUUAUCUUUGACUGAGAAACACCUACUUGGCACAUUAGUAAAGCGAUUAUUCGCCAUCUUUAAUCUGGGACCAUCCUGACUGAAGGCAGCAGCUCUUACUUUAGCAGGAACCAGAGGUGUUCAGUAAUGCCAUUGGACGUAGAGUUCCCAGUUCUCCGAGGCUUUUUAACACCCAGCGAGGCAACGGCAUGGAAGCAGAGUAUUUUUAGCCUUGCAGAGGCAGGCUCUCUACUGGAGUCCUUGAUUGAGGGGGACUUUGAGGCAGUUCUGCUGAGCACCCAGGUGUUAGAUUUGCUCACUGGAGAUGGCAGCUGCAGCAAGGGAGAGGACAUUGAGGCAUACCUGGAGAGGCGGGUCCUUCUGUACCUGACUGGUUGCACCAAUGAUGACCAGACCAACAGGGAGCUGGUAGUGAUGGCCCUGGCUGUCUCUUGCCUCCAUAUGUUUGUCCAAAGUAACUGGACUGGUCCUCCAGUGUCCAUCCACAUCUCUGACUUGCUGCCCCCGGCCUUGCUCUCCUUUCAGCCCCAAACCUUGGUUGAGGCUGUCCACUCUAGCCUGCUCCUGGAUGGGGAGUCAGUGUACAACCUGGUGGCCAACCCUUUUCUCCUGCUGCUGGCCAGCGUUAUUCUCACCAAGUGCUCAUCCAAGAUGGAGAGCCUCCAGCUGCUGCCCUGGUGGACCCUGCGCUACAUCAACCUGCAUCAGCAAAUCCUGGAGGCUCGUUCUUCACAGCUCCUCAACUUGGCCCACAGCAGCAUGGACAAAGUGCUGAAAUGCCAGUCUCUGUAUUCGGAACAGAGAAACCUUGCUAUCCAGUUCCACCUAGAAUGUGUCUACACCAGUCUGACCUACUUUGAGUACCAGCCGGCCAAGGAACACAUCAAGAGGGCACAGGAGCUCUCAGGGGUGAAUAUCAACAUGACUGGUGCCAUUGGCAAACGGACCCGCUUCCAGCAGAAGAACUUAGCUCAGCUCAUCCUUGAGGUCAAUAGAAAUAACGACCAGCCUAGUCAGAUGAACGAUGAGGCCAGUCCCACGCCCACACCUCAGGACUGCUUACCUAAGGACUACAGUCUGGGUGAUGACACCGUGCUGGAUAAGAUCAGUUUAGCAGAGCCAGAUCAAUAUGAGCUGCCUGACCUUAGGGCAGAGGAGCAGGCCCUCAUCCUGUGCAUCUGCACUGACUUCCAGAAGAAUAACCCUGUCCACAAACUGACUGAAGAAGAAAUUCUAGCCUUCACAUCUUGUAUACUGUCUCAGCCGAAGUUCUGGUCUGUUGAAGUCACAGCACUUUGCCUCAGGACAAAAAUGGAAAAAGGAAGCUCCCGGUGUGUUGAGAGAGCUAUGAUGCAAACCCAGGCUAUAGUAGACUUCUUUGAAGACAAGAACUGUCCCGUGACUGAGCGGCUCAAAGUCUUCUACUGCUGCCAAGCCCCACCCAGAUGGGCUGUCCAGAAACAGCUGGCCAGCCUGCUGACAGACCUCGGCUGCAUCAGUUCAGCUCUCCUCAUUUAUGAAAAGCUGGAGCUCUGGGAGGAAGCAGUUAUCUGCUAUGAGAGGCUGGGCCAACACGGCAAGGCCGAGGAGAUUGUUCACAGAGAGUUGGAGAAGAAGGAGACGCCCAGUCUGUAUUGCCUACUGGGAGACAUCUUGAGGGACCAUCAGUACUAUGACCGGGCUUGGGAGCUAUCAGGCAGACACAGUGCCAGAGCCAUGCGUUCCAAAGCCCUGCUGUACCUCCGCAACAAGGAGUUCCAGCAGUGUAUUGAUUGCUUUGAGCAGUCGCUCAAGAUCAACACCCUGCAGCUUGGUGUGUGGUUUUCCCUGGGUUGUGCCUACUUUGCUCUGGGAGGCUAUGAAGGAGCUGCCAAGGCUUUCCAGAGGUGCGUUGGACUAGAGCCAGAUAAUGCAGAAGCGUGGAACAAUCUCUCUACAGCUUACAUUCGUCUCCAAAAGAAAAACAAAGCCUUCCGUACACUGCAGGAAGCCCUGAAGUGUAAUUAUGAACACUGGCAGAUCUGGGAGAACUUCAUCGCUGUGAGCACUGAUAUUGGGGACUUUGCUGAAGCCAUCAAGGCUUACCACCGUCUGAUGGACCUCAGGGAAAACUACAAGGACAUCCAGAUUCUACAGAUUCUGGUAAGAGCAGUUGUUGAAAACCUGAUGGACAGCCAGGGGGAACAGACAGUAACCCUCCAGUCCAAACUGAAGGAACUCCUGGGUCGGGUCAGUUCCCGCCACAGCAGUGAGUCUGAGAUAUGGCGACAGUACGCUCUGCUAUACGGUAACGGCUACAGCUCCAACCCAGAGGACAACGAAAAGGCACUACAGUUCUUGUCCAAAGCUCAUCGCUGUGAAGUUCAGGUUGGUGGCUGGGAGAAAGAACCUGGUCACUUUAAGGAGGUGAUGAAAAGAGCCAUUGAUAUUGGAAAAGUGACUAUCAGUUGCAUUCAAAAGAAGAGUAAUCCAACAGAAGCUCUUCAGAUGCUGUCCUCCACCCGCCUUAGCCUCCAGAGUUUGGCCACCAAAGCGAAGCAAAUGCACACUGAUGUGGCCACAGGUCGGAUCCACAAUGAGCUGCAAGAAGGUGUUGCUGCUCUGGAGCAACUCAUUGCAGAGAUGCAGGAGCUCAGUGAGAACCUGCGUGACCAAUCACAGUGACCAUCUUCAAGGCAAGCCCCCUGUCUCUUAGGGAAUCAAAGUUGUGGUUCUGAAGCCCUCUAAUAGUAAAGACUAAUGAGAGAGAGAGACAGAGAAUCUACAACUCCAGUCAUCAGCCUUGUGAAUUGUUAACUUCUUUAAAUCAAGAGUAAAACUAGAAUGCAAAGACAAAGCACUCACUUAGUAAUCAUGAUGUUUUUUUACCUCUUAUGUUCAUAUUGGAAUGUAAACAGUGACUGUAAGGCAUCAAACAGUAAAUUUUUUAAAUCUUUAA